This is a messenger RNA of Cladocopium goreaui, 829 nucleotides long. The record is from the annotation of a GenBank genome assembly. NCBI's taxonomy places the organism in Eukaryota, Dinophyceae, Suessiales, Symbiodiniaceae.
AUGAAGUCCAGAGUAUUGUUGGGCAAGCACAGCGACGAUGAGUUCCAUCUGUCUCGACCUUGCAGAUUUGCAGCCUCACCUGCCCUCACCUGCUUCAACUCCAGUGGAGCCAUGAGCCAGCUUGCUUUCCCCACCAUUUACUAUGCCGCAGUGCGUGAUUGCAACGGUACGCUGCAGAUGAGAAUCGGUUCAGCACCUGACAGCCACAUUAGACAUCGGAUUGAUAGCUUUCUGGAAAGGCCUUCAGGUCUUCCGACCUUCUCUUUGAGAAUUGCCACUGAAGAAACAGCUUUGGGCAUGGCCAAGAUUGCCGAGUCUUUGUGGCUGGUGGUGGUCUACUCCUUAGCGGCUUGCAUCAUGAUGCCCAAGGGCUCCCCUCAACUGGAACAUCUCUUUGCGGCAUGUAGUGAAAUGGUGAAGAGAGGAGGCUGUAGAGAUGAAGAUCUCAAGGAGCUGGUGGAGAGGUGCAGCCGUCCCUAUCGCCAUCACACCCCUGCCUGCGAUGAGAAUGGGCUACAGAAGUUCAGAGAGCUUGAAGGACUGGCCAAAACCGAGCUUCAGAUCGUUGCAACUUGUUCGCCCAGUUGAGGGCCAAGCAGAAACGACAGAAGACCCCAAAUUUGAGAUCAAUUCGCAUGGUUUGGACCAGUUGCGCCGCAUCUUCGGCGAGAACAACGUCCAGGUCUCUGCGGUGGGAACAGCCGGCAACAUCCGCGAAGGCAAAAGCUCCUUGAAUAACUGGAUUGCAGAGCAUUUUACCGGACAUGAGGGCCAUGAUGCAGUGCCACUUUUUUCUACGAGUAGCGGUCUACGGUCGCAUACAAGAGGC